AGCUCACGUGCCAGUGUCGGCAUUCAUGGUCACGCCGGCGUAACGGUCCCUGCAGCUGCAGCCUAUCGAAGCCUCACCAUCACUUGUUCAACUGAGCACAACACCUUCUGCGAAACAUCUUUCACAUUCGCCGCCAACAGCUUCACAAUCACUUCACUGCUUUAAGAACUUCCACUCCUAACCCUCAUCCCAGCAGAUCAACUCGCCACCGUGCAACCUCUGCUUCAGCGAACAGUCAUCCACCAUCUCACUAUUACGGAGGACUCGAACACCUCUGAGUGCAGGUCACGGUACCUCCAGGCGGCGCGGUGAGGCGCGGUAGAGGCAGCGGCGGAAGGCGCGAAGCCUGAACUGAAAGCUCGGCGCGUACCUCUAUCACAACCACAUCAUUCACCGACUCGACGUCAAACACCAUCACCACCACCAUGUCGAAGGCAAAAGCCAUCUCGGCUCAGCCGCCGCCGAUGCCCACGAACAAAGAUGACAUCAACACCACCUGGACCUUCCUCGAGUGGGGCGUCGAGCGCAUCAUGUACAGUCUGAAGGAGGGCGUCGACCUUAAGACGUACAUGUCACUAUACACCAUUAUCCAUAACUUCUGUACAGCGCAGAAGGCCGUCGGGCCACAGCAGAACAACCUCAAUUCGAAUCACCGAGGCGCGCACCUACUGGGCGAGGAUCUGUAUCACCGCCUUAACAACUACCUCAAGAACCACCUCGCCCAUGUCCAUGCCGAGAUGGUCAAGCACACCGAUGAGGCACUUCUCACAUACUAUAACGACGAGUGGAAGAGGUAUACGGAAGGCGGCAUCUACAACAACCACCUCUUCCGCUACCUCAACCGCCACUGGGUGAAACGGGAGAUGGACGAGGGCAAGAAGGACAUUUACGAUGUCUACACAUUGCAUCUGGUGCGGUGGAAAGAGGACAUGUUCGGCAGCACACAAAAUGCAGUCAUGGACGCGGUUCUGCGCCAGGUGGAGAAGCAGCGUAAUGGCGAGACGAUCGAGCAGCAAAAGAUCAAGCUGGUGGUCGACUCAUUCGUCGCGCUCGGCAUCGAUGAGUCGGAUAGCACCAAGAGCAGUCACGACGUCUACCGUCAGUAUUUCGAGAAGCCGUUCAUAGACGCAACCACCAAGUACUACGAGCGGGAGUCGGAGGUCUUCCUCGCUGAGAAUUCCGUGGUCGACUACAUGAAGAAGGCCGAGCGUCGUCUGGACGAGGAGAAGGACCGUGUGCCGCUCUACUUGCUUGCGGAAAUCAUGCACCCACUGAUGAAAGCAUGCGAGACUGCGCUUAUCGCCAAGCACUGCCAGCUUAUGCGUGAUGAGUUCCAGAUCCUGCUUGACAAUGACCGCGAGGAAGACAUGGCAAGGAUGUACAAGCUGCUGGCACGCAUUCCGGAAGGCUUGGACCCACUUCGUACGCGCUUCGAGGCUCAUGUGCGGCGAGCCGGCCUGCUUGCAGUAGAAAAAGUGGCUCAGCAGGGCGAGAAUCUGGAUCCGAAGGCUUACGUUGACGCGCUGCUGGAGGUCCACACGCAGUAUGCUGCCCUGGUGCAUUCAGCAUUCGCUGGCGAGUCGGAGUUCGUGCGCUCGCUUGACAACGCUUGCCGUGAGUACGUCAACCGCAAUGAGGUCUGCAAGAAGAACUCAGCUCGCUCGCCGGAGAUGCUGGCCAAGCAUGCGGACAACGUCCUCAAGCGCUCCACGAAAGCUACUGAGGAGGAUGACAUGGAGAAGCUGCUGAAUCAAGUCAUGACUAUCUUCAAGUACAUCGAGGACAAGGAUGUCUUCCAAAAGUUCUACUCCCGCAACCUUGCCAAGCGUCUCGUCAACGGCACAUCCGCCAACGCCGAUGCGGAGACGUCCAUGAUCUCCAAGCUCAAAGAUGCAUCCGGCUUUGAGUACACCAAUAAGCUUCAGCGCAUGUUCCAGGACAUGCAGACCUCCAAGGAUCUCAACGCCGCAUACGAAGACUGGUGUGAGCAAACAUUCGAUCGAGAAGACCGCAAAGAAGGCGUCGACGCUUACUACCAAAUCCUCGGCACCGGUUUCUGGCCCUUGCAGCCCGCGACCACCCCGUUUGUUCCGCCACCAACCAUCGUCAAGACAUACGAGCGCUUCCAGAACUUCUACAACAGCAAGCACGGCGGGCGCAAGCUGACGUGGCUGUGGCAUCUGUGCAAGGGUGAGAUUCGCGCAAAUUAUAUCAAGAUGAACAAGGUGCCGUACACCUUCCAGGUCUCGACGUAUCAAAUGGCCAUCCUUCUCCUGUUCAACGACUCGGAGGAGGUCAGCUACGACGACAUGGCGAGCACGACCAUGCUGCAGAAGGAGACGCUCGAUCCUUCGCUGGGCAUCAUGCUCAAGGCCAAGGUUAUCCAGGCCAACCCGGAGAGUGCGCCGACCCAGUCGGGUACAUCCUACACUCUCAACCACGGCUUCAAGAACAAGAAGCUCAAGGUCAAUCUCAACAUGGCGAUCAAGGCGGAGCAGAAGCAGGAGGCGGAGGAUACACAUAAGACCAUCGAGGAAGAUCGAAAGAUGCUUAUGCAGUCCGCGAUUGUCCGCAUAAUGAAGUCGCGGAAAACCAUGAAGCACAACCAGCUCGUCAGUGAGACCAUCAAUCAAAUCAAAAACCGAUUCAGCCCGAAGAUUGCCGACAUCAAGAAGUGCAUCGACGUGCUGAUCGAGAAGGAGUACCUUGAGCGUUUGGAGGGCGACGAGCUUGGCUACUUGGCGUAAGCAGCUGAAGCUUCAUAUGUGAGCAUGAGGUACGAUGGGAUGCGGUACAUGGUACUGACUAGGUGGCGGCGGCUGUAUGUGGGGCUUUAGCAAGGCGUAGGCGUUGACGGGAUGCUGCGGCAUAGUAGUCACGGCUGG
Messenger RNA from Baudoinia panamericana UAMH 10762, 2885 nucleotides. RefSeq lists its product as uncharacterized. The record is from RefSeq and is a predicted model, not a curated record. The coding region runs from base 426 to 2747 and encodes 773 amino acids. Gene Ontology annotation, biological process: SCF-dependent proteasomal ubiquitin-dependent protein catabolic process; protein ubiquitination. The transcript is spliced from 2 exons. Gene Ontology annotation, cellular component: SCF ubiquitin ligase complex. NCBI's taxonomy places the organism in Eukaryota, Fungi, Ascomycota, Dothideomycetes, Mycosphaerellales, Teratosphaeriaceae. Gene Ontology annotation, molecular function: ubiquitin protein ligase binding.